AUAGUUCUUUUUAUCAAAAAACGAUACAAUUUCAAUUACACUAUCUAUGAAGCUUUUAAAAGUUAUUGUUAAAAACAAUUAUUCUGUAAUUCACUGUGAAACUAACGUUAACUUGUCCUAGUUGUGUCAAGAGGAUGUUUUGUCGAGACGGGCGGAUGGAUACAGUAAUCUGAAAAGAGGAACCACCGCCGCUGCCGUGAAGUAAAGUAGCUUUCGCGACGCAUGGUUUCGCUGUUUUGUUUUUACCGUAACUUUCAAAUGAUAUUAACUUUAUAAGAAGCAUUUAUUUGAACUGCAGCCUCGUGUGUACGUGUAUGGAUUUGUUAAAGCUGACGUGUCGUUGAAAUAAUCCAGCGUUGCCAGAAUGCCACUACAUGGAAAGAUAGUCGUGAUUAAGCGGACCGGAGGAGAUGGGACCGAAUUACCUCUGACUGCAUCGUGCUUGUUUGGAAGGAAUGCUGACUGUGACGUUCGUAUUCAGCUUCCCCAAGUCUCGAAGGAGCACUGCAGAAUUGACUUGAAUGAAAAUAAAGAGGUAAUUUUAACAAAUUUGAGCUCGGUGAACCCGACCCUUAUCAACGGAGAGCAGCUACAACAGUCUGAGCGGUUGAAGGAUGGGGAUGUCAUAACCAUUGUUGAUCGUUCUUUCAGGUUUCAGUCCCCUCCGGCACCCACACCGAAGAAAUUUGCCAAAGGAAGCAAAGCUGGAACCCCCAACUCUCAUCUAAAAAAUGGAAACAACCACAACAUCCAACGAGCACUGGAGCAGGCUAAAGGGGAAGACCCCAAGGGGGAUGGUGAUGCGCAACAAAGCAAGCCGGUGUCUCCGUUUAGUGAUCUCUAUCAAAUGAUAAGAAAAUCUCUGGAUGUUAAGACCCCCCGUCAAUCUUUGGGCACCCACAUCCAGUCGCAGAGGAAAAGAAAUGUUUCCGCAAAUCAAAGCACAUCGGAUGUGGCCGAGGCCAAAGUCUCUGAUGGUGAAACCAACCUGUCAGAGAAGAAGCGUAAGAAUUCCUCACAGGUUCUUUCUUGCGAUGUGGUGACACCAGGUAAAGAUGCACAAAAUGUCAAAUCUGAAGUGCGCACGCCGCAGAAAAGGCAGCGUGUCAAUCCUCAGAAGUCUGGUGCCGGAGAUGCUGUUGAGAAAAUGUGUACUCCAGCACCCAAGUCGCCAUUGAGAUGCAGGAGUCAGGAGGCCACACCAGCCAAGGAACACGUGAAAGAAAUGCCUAGCCUACAAAAUACAAACUCGCCAAGAGCCACCGGGAAAGGGGUGCCAAGAAAACGCAAAAGCGCAGAGCUUGUGCUUAAUUCACCGGCCCCACAGAUGAAGAAGAGACGCGUUUCCUUUGGAGGCUACCUGGUUCCUGAGUUGUUUGACAAAAAAUUGCCGCCUGAUUCACCACUACGAAAAGGCGAGAAUCCAAGGAGAAGUCUCUGUCUCGGAAAACCCAAACCGUCAGUGCUGAGGCGAGCAUCGGUCAUUGGUCUACCAAAGAAGGCUCAAAGUCCUGCAAAGAGCAGCCCCGAAUCUCCCAAAAUCUCUGUCAAGAAAUCUCCAAAGCAAAGGUCCCCAUCCCCCAAAGAUUCUUCCCCGCAAAAGAAGACGCCAAAACCCAAGACACCCUCUCCCCAGAGGAAGUUCCCAAAAUCUACACCGGCCUCCCCGAGAGAGAACUCUCCUGGGAAGAAGUCACUAAAACCCAACACACCGUCCGCCAAGGCUUCAUUUUCAGGAGAGAAAUCGGCCAAGUCAAAGUCUUUUCCCCUUGCGGCUUCAGAAAAGACACCAAGAACACCUUCACCCAAGUCACCAAAAUCUACACAGGCCUCACCCAAAUGGGCGUCUCCUGCUCUUAGGUCACCAAAACCCAACAUACCGUCCGCCGAGUCCUCGCUGUCAGGAGAGAAAUCGACAAAAUCACGGUCGUCUUCGUCUUCCGAGAAGACUUCAAAGUUCAGCACACCGAGAACAUCUUCCUCCGGUAACAAAUUGGAAACUCCUUUGACCAAAGGCCCGACUUCCGAUGAAAUGCCCGUACGUACAAAGAGGGCAAGCCCCAGACGUACCCCCCCAAAAACUGUCAACCAACUGCCAGUGAAAACACCGCAGGGCUCCCAAAUGAAGAUUUCGUCGGCCCAGGGACGUUUUUCUGUGUCUCGCGUCGAAACCCCGUCACCCACUGCAGACGAUGCUGUCACUGAGCCGGUGCCAUCAGUCACGGUGACACCCAAAAUGCCUCUGAGGAGGAAGAGCACUUCGCGCAAGACUCCCUCGACCAAGAGUGCCAUCAAAAUGCUCCGAAGAAGCGGCAUUUCACGAGCCUGCCUGAAAGCCACGUGCUCUUGGGCCGACACCGUCAGGUUCGGGCAGGCUAAAGUCCGCGCGGCUCACCCCAUUCUGAGAACAGUCAAACAUACUGCCCUCAUCGCAAAGGUAUCAAAGAAGCUGGCGUCCAGAGCACAGACGCCCGUAAGAAAGCAGCUGGGCCACGCAAGCACCGGCCAUGCGGCGUCACCCGUUACCAUUGUUGUGGGCCGAGCUUCCAAGCGCCAAGUUACGCACCCGGUUGGUGCGCCGCCAAAAGUCAUCUUCAAUACGGCGAUCUCAAAGAAGAACAUGAACAUGGAUGAUGAUUUGUCUGGCAUCUCUGAAAUGUUCAAAACGCCUUCGAAAGAGGGGAAGAGGGGAUCGGAACACCGCCGCGGCAGCUCCGCCAAGACUCCAUUGGUAGUGAAUGAACCAUCUGUCGUCGAUCCUUCUGUGUUGAACACUCCCGAGGAGCCAGGUGAAAUGGCCGUGUCUCCGCUCUCUCUCGCAUCUGCGGUGAAAGCGAGCCGAUAUAACAAAGAGGCAGUGAAACGCCUUCUCUGCGGCAGUCGGGACUCCAGCUUCGUCGCCGACAACUCUGCUCUGGAGAAGACGAGCGAGUCUGUUGAACAGCAGUGCGCAGAAAUGAUGGCGAGUGCCGCAACAACUCCUGAGCACAAGCCGCCGCUACAGGAGUGUCUCACCGGUGUGAAGAGACUCCUAAAGACCCCAAAACAGAAGACGGAACCUUUGGAGGAUAUGAGAGGAAGACUCCUGAAGACUCCCAGACAGAAGCCUGAACCGGUUGAGGAUCUGAGAGGGAAACUCCUGAAAACUCCCAAGCAGAAGUCUGAGCAAACAGAAUGCCUCACUGGAGUCAAAAGAAUUUUUACCACGCCAGAACAGAGUGAAGCCAUCGACGUAGCAGAGAAACUCUUCCAAACUCCCGGGGAUGCAGAAGUUGCCGGAGACCAUCUGGAGGCCCGACCACCAGCGGCUCAAGAAACUCGAGACCCACCGGAACCGACAAACUCGUCGACUCUAAAAGUGGCUAGCUCCCUGACGGACGGCCUCUCGGCUAUCAAGAGAGUCGUGAAAACACCUCGGCAAAGACACGCUCCCGUUGAGGACUUCCUCGGAAUUGAGUGGCUCAUGAGGACUCCCAAAGAGCGGGGUGAACCGGUGGAGGAGAACUUCGGCAUCAAGCAGCUCAUGAGGUCACCCAGAUUGAGGGGUAUAGCUCCCAUCGAGGACUUUGAGGGGCUUCAGGAGCUCAUGGAGGAGCCAUCUGAGUUUAAAGAUCAACCUGCCAGUACCGACUUGGAUGUCGCAAAAGCAGGGGCAACUGAGGUUUUCGUAGAUGUUCCAAGUGUUGCUUGUUGUGAAUCGUCAGGAUCUACGCAAGCGGUUUCUCAGGCUGCGAUAGAAGAUAUACCCGGAGUGACGGAAACGGACACGUCCUAUUCCAAAAAAUCGGUCCGAGGCCGAAGGGUCAAAGCAGCCGAUCUGGUGACAGAGGAAUCAUCUCUAUAUCCUGUUGUCUCUGCUCCUGUCAGAGGAAGACGGGGCAAGAAAGUAGAGCCUGCAGAAGAAGCUCAAGCUGCCCCGAAGCCUAAAAGAGGAAGAUACGCGAAAAAGGUUGAGACAGUCGGAGAGCCUCCCGCUGAAACUUUACCGCAGCCUGAGAGUGAGCCUGCAGUGACUGACAGUGUUACAUCUUUAGAAGAAGAGGCUGUGAAGCCAAGAAGAGGAAGAUAUGCCAAGAAGGCUCUGAAACAAACCGAAAUCGUUCCACAACCUGCCGCUGAAACUUUGCCGGAGCCCGAGAGUGAGCCUGUCGUGGCCGACAGUGUUGCAUCUUUGGAAGAAGAGGCUGUGAAGCCAAGAAGAGGAAGAUAUGCCAAAAAGGCUCAGAAGCAAACUGAAAUGGUUCCACAACCUGCCGCUGCAACUUUGCCGGAGCCCGAGAGUGAGCCUGCAGUGACUGACAGUGUUGCAUCUUUGGAGGAAGAAGCUGUGAAGACAAGAAGAGGAGGAAGAUAUGCCAAAAAGGCCUUGGAACAAACCCCACCAGUCCCACCGCCUGCAAUGGAAACUUUGCCGGAGCCUGAGAGUGAGCCUGCAGUGACUGACAGUGUUGCACCUUUGGAAGAAAAGGCUGUGAGGCCAAGAGGAGGAAGAUAUGCCAAAAGGGCUCUGAAACAAACUGAAACGGUGCCACAACCUGCCGCUGCAACUUUCCCGGAGCCCGAGAGUGAGCCUGUCGUGGCCGACAGUGUUGCAUCUUUGAAAGAAAAGGUCGUAAAGCCCCAAAAAGGAAGAAACCCCAAACAGCCAUCUUCUCGGUCCAAAAAAGCACAACACCCUUCCCGCAGCGAUGACAUUUGCCAACAAGACAUCGCACAAGUUAUGUCUUGCAAGGGCAGGAACACCAAACGCGCACCUGAGCCAGAAAAGGCACUUGCCGUGGAACAAGUCCAGCCACCGGCACCCACCGAUAAAAGGGGCAGUCGCAGAAAAGUCAUCUCUGAGACAGCCGAGCCGCAGGAACUUGAAAAAGUCACCUCUGAAGAAACUAAGUAUCAGUCCAAGCCUCUCGCCAGAGCAACGAGAGGCCAGAAUGCCAAACGCAAAAAAGAGCAAGAGAAUAGUGACGAGGCUUCCAUAGCGGCACUCCAGCAGCCGACAAAAACAUCCAGUAACAAAAAGGGUGAUGUCGAAAAUCUUGUCCCAGUUGAAGCAGAAGGACCACCAGAGCAGAUGAGUGAACCCACUUCUGGCCUUGCAAAAACAAGACGAGGAGUGGUACGAAAACAAAAGCAAGCAGCAGUUGCGCCUGAUUCCACAGAGACCCAAGAUGGUGCAAUUGAGACGGCAACGGUAAAACCCCAACGAAGAGGGAGAGCAAAACAAGUUGAAGAUGUUCCCACCGCACAGGUACCAGAGGAAAAAUCGGAACUAAAACAGAAGCCGCAGAGGGGAAGAGGUUUGAAAGAUGACAUAAAACAAGUCGAUGCAGCCAAGAGAGCGCGACGAGAGCCAACCUCCUCCUGUGAGGAGGCUCAAAAAGGUUCAGUGGCGGUUCCGGAGUCGGCUGCAACUUCAGCAGAACCAGUCAAAAGGGGAAAACGGCCACUCGCCAAAUCGGAUCUGUCUGAAUCGAACAAAAAACAGUCAAAUGCCAGCAGCCAUUCAAACGCCACAACUCAAGAACCACAAAACCGCUCCAGAACAGUGAAGUGGAGCCAGCAUGUCGAAGUCCGCGAAAUCCCCAAAAGAACCCCGAGAGCGGUUCGAGGCAAGCGGUCAAAGAUUGCUGAUCAAAUGGAGACUCAAAGCCAGAGUGAGUCGGAGAAUGUGGAGGAGGACCUCUCAGAAAAGGCAGCAGAGCCUCAGCCCGCCAAGAGAGCCCGGCGAGGGGCAAAGGAAGCAGAGUUCACCACAAAAGUCGACACCGGGAAAGUUGAAGAUGCGAAGACUGCGCCCAAAAUCAGAAGAGGGCGGUCAGCUAAGAAAUGUUAACACCUCUGCAUAUAUCCAUUGAUCAGAACAUGUUUUUAUUUUAGUUUUUGGCAUAUAUCCAUUGAUCAAAACAUGUUUUUAUUUUAGUUUUUUCUACAAGUUGUUUAAUUGCCGUUCUUAAAUGUAUUUUCGCCUCUAUGCAGAUGAAAAAUUAAGCACUGUGUGUUCUGCCUUUUUCUAUUUUAUUUUUGACAGCAGGGAAUUUUAUAAACUUACGUUUUCAAUGAUUUUCAUUCAUUACAUGUCUUGCAGCUGUGUUGUUAGUUUAAAAAAAAUUGUAUUAAUGGCAGCAAUUCUGUUUUUUCUUUUUCUGCACAGUAUGUGGGUGCGCUAGUGUUGACUGGUUACCGUCAAUAAAUGUAUUUGUGUUCUGAGAUUA
Molecule: messenger RNA, 6212 nt
Organism: Hippocampus zosterae (dwarf seahorse)
Lineage: Eukaryota; Metazoa; Chordata; Actinopteri; Syngnathiformes; Syngnathidae
Gene: mki67
Product: marker of proliferation Ki-67
Exons: 14
Coding region: 365-5833 (1822 amino acids)
Biological process (GO): regulation of chromosome segregation; regulation of mitotic nuclear division
Cellular component (GO): nucleus; chromosome
Molecular function (GO): protein binding
Source: RefSeq, a predicted model, not a curated record